Molecule: messenger RNA, 6507 nt
Organism: Paramisgurnus dabryanus
Lineage: Eukaryota; Metazoa; Chordata; Actinopteri; Cypriniformes; Cobitidae
Gene: spon1a
Product: spondin 1a
Biological process (GO): cell adhesion
Cellular component (GO): extracellular matrix
Source: RefSeq, a predicted model, not a curated record
CAGCACUACAGUCAGUCUGCUUCAGACUCCUCAUCUCUUUCUUCAGUGCAGAUGCCAAUAUAGCAGUGAAGGCGGAGAUAUCAGUAUCUGCGUAUAUGGGAGACUGAUAUCACGGCUAAGUUUAGUUUUAACUAGAGUUUUAAACACUCUAGACACAUACUUGUAAUCGAGCAUGAAUGUUAGGCGAUCGGGAAUGUUGAGAGCCGGUGUACUGCUUCUCAUCAGCGGGUGCGUGUGCGCGAGUGUGCCGGAGGAACCCGCGGACAGAGCGUCUCCGUCGGACGGCUACUGCAGCUGGAUAACGCGGGCUCAGCCGCACGGAGCCGGUGGCAGAAAAGAGGGCUUUACUGAGUUCAGACUGCGAGUGGAGGGAGACCCGGAGUACUAUCAGCCCGGCAGCACUUAUCAAGUAACCCUGUAUGCGGUCAACUCUGCUUACUUUAGAGGCUUUACUCUCAUUGCUCUAAAGGAGGGACAGAACGGUGACCAGGAAGAUGAUUAUGCCGGAAAUUUCCAGAUCAUUGACGAGGAAGACACACAGUUUAUGACCAACUGUCCUCCAGCAGUGACAGAAAGCACGCCGCGCAGAAGGACCAGAAUACAGGUGUUCUGGACAGCGCCCCCCUCAGGCAGUGGCUGUGUACUUCUGAAGGCGAGUAUUGUUCAGAGAAAGAUCAUCUCAUUUCAGGAUGAAGGUUUCCUCACCAAGCGGAUGUGUGAGAAAGAGCCGCUCUAUGGAGAAAGUACAGAUAAACCUCUGCUGGACUGCUGUGCCUGUGGAACUGCCAAAUACAGAGUCACAUUCUACGGGAACUGGUCAGAAAAACUGCACCCCAAAGAAUACCCAAGAAGGGCCAAUCACUGGUCAGCUCUUAUUGGGGCAUCCCAUUCAAAGAACUAUGUAUUGUGGGAGUACGGUGGUUAUGCCAGUGAAGGGGUUAAACAAGUUGCUGAACUUGGUUCACCAGUGAAGAUGGAGGAAGAGAUACGUCAGAAGGGUGAUGAGGUGUUGACUGUCAUUAAAAUGAAAGCCCAGUGGCCGGCCUGGCAACCUCUUAAUGUCGGAGGUGGGGACAAGUCACACAUGUUCAAGUCCAAGCGAGCGGCACCCUCGGCUGAGUUCUCGGUGGACCGCACACGUCACCUGAUGUCUUUUCUGACUAUGUUGGGUCCCAGUCCUGACUGGAAUGUGGGUUUGUCCUCGGAAGACCUCUGCACCAGAGAAUGUGGUUGGGUCCAAAAGGUUGUCCAGGAUUUAAUCCCAUGGGACGCGGGGACAGACAGCGGGGUCACGUAUGAGUCCCCGAAUAAUCCAACGAAUCCUCCGGAGAAGAUUCGUCCCCUCACCAGUUUAGACCAUCCUGACAGCCCCUUCUAUGACCCAGAGGGGGGCGCCAUCACUCCUGUGGCAAGGGUCGUUGUGGAGAGAAUUGCCCGCAAGGGUGAGCAGUGCAACAUUGUGCCUGAUAAUGUGGAUGACAUUGUGGCUGACAUCGCCCAGGAAGAGAAAGAAGAAGAUGAUACUCCAGAGACAUGCAUCUACUCCAACUGGUCUCCGUGGUCAGCAUGCAGCUCCUCGACUUGUGAAAAAGGGAAGAGGAUGAGGCAGAGGAUGCUUAAGGCACAGCUGGAUCUCAGCGUACCGUGUCCUCACACACAGGACUUUGAGCCCUGCAUGGGGCCCGGCUGCAGUGAUGAAGAUGCUUCCACAUGCAUGAUGUCUGAAUGGAUCACAUGGUCGCCCUGCAGUGUUUCGUGUGGUGCAGGUGUGCGAUCCAGGGAGCGUUAUGUCAAACAGUUUCCUGACGAUGGUUUUGCCUGCACACAUUCAACAGAAGAGACGGAGCCCUGCACUGUCAAUGAUGACUGCUCUCCAAGCAGUUGCUUAGUUACUGAGUGGGGUGAAUGGGAUACCUGCAGUGCCACCUGUGGGCUUGGCAUGAAAAGACGGGAGCGCAUGGUUAAAAUGCCUCCAUCUGACGGCUCCAUCUGUGGAGCUGAGGUGGUGGAGGUGGAGAAGUGUAUGAUGCCAGAAUGCCAUACAAUCCCGUGUUUACUCUCCCCGUGGUCGGAGUGGAGUGACUGCAGUGUAACGUGUGGUAAAGGUACACGGACACGUCAGCGCAUACUGAAGUCACCUGUAGAGCUGGGCGAAUGCACUGAAGACCUUGAGCAGAUGGAGAAAUGGAUGCUGCCCGAGUGCCCAAUGGACUGUGUGAUGUCAGAUUGGUCUGAAUGGUCCGAGUGUAGUAAGGCCUGCGGAAAGGGUCACACCAUCCGCACCCGUCUGAUCAUGCUAGAGCCUCAGUUUGGAGGCGAAUCAUGCCCCGAGACAGUACAGAGAAAGAGGUGUAAGAUCAAGAAAUGUAGCCAAGGUGGUGCCAACAGCGAUGAGAGGAAGAAACGCAAAGAGGAGCGCAAGAAGAGGAGGAACAAACAGGGAAGGGAUGAAAGCACAGAUGAGCUUGCAGGAUGUAAAAUGAAGCCAUGGUCUGGUUGGACUGACUGCACUAAGCUGUGUGGCGGCGGCAUCCAGGAGCGUCUGAUGACAGCCAAGAAAAGAUUCAAGAACGCACAACUAACCAGCUGCAAAGACCGAAAGGAGAUACGAGCCUGCAACGUUCAUCCCUGCUAGGGCUGUGCCGCACAGCCUUAUGGGACAAGGCCCCAUCCAGAUUGUGGACAGACUGUGGCACGCUGUCUUACAGUCAUUCAAUGCACUCUGUACGGGGUCAGCCAGCUGCAACAGCUAGUCUGUUAUUUUUCAUUUACUAGAAUUUAGAUUGACCCAGGCCCUGCUUAGCCGGUAACAAAAUGGGAAACCAAGAGGGAAGGUGCAGGAAACAAUGCACUGUACAAAUUCAGAUUAAAAUGCAUUUAUAUUUGAGAGUAGCAGUCCUUUGAAGAGUGAAGUUCUUUUGAAGAUCGAAGGAAGACCUCGGCGUAUUAAAGAUUAAUAUGUUUUGAUGUGAAAGCUAAACAAAUUCCUGCUUUUAUACUCUGUGAUCUAAACUCUGUCUUCAUACACAAACACUCAAACACAAAAUAACAGAAAUGAUAUUCUUUCUAAUGUCUUUUGAAGUCACACAGUCAUCUCAGGCAUUCAGAAACAAGUCUCAAAACUUUACUUGCAAUUAUAUAAACAGGUAUGGAAAAUCACUGGCCAAUAGACAAUUCAGUUGUAAUGGUUUAAAAUGCAUUGUUUAACCACAAAUGUCUUUUUUUAAUAGAAUAAAUUGUACCAUUUCUUUCAAAAUCUUUUACUUUCAUCGAGGGGUGCACCAAUACAAAAUGUGUUGAUACCGAUAUUCAGUUACUUAGAAUGUCUACCGAUGUCGAUAGAUACAGAUAGUUGCUCUUUUUACUUUCAAUUUAUAUUAUGUUGUGAAAUCCAAGACGUGCAGAGUGUACAAAAUGAUAUUUUGUUUUCAUUGUCACCCAAUUCAAAAUAAUCACACAUUACGAGUACUAUUCCUUUCUUGCCUCCUUGUUAAUUGCCAGGAUAUUAUCUGCCCUAAUCUGUUGUUUUUAAACAAUCGGCCAAUGUCUGAUAAUGGGAAAAAUUGCUUGAAUUGGUUGAUACCGACUAUAGGCUGAUAUAUCGGUGCAUUUUACUUUCAUCAUACUUUUAGCAAAUUUUUACAUUUGUUUAUUUUGACAAGGCCUUUUCAUUUUCUUUACGUUCACUCAUUUCCCAGUAGACAUUGGGCACUUGAUGGAAUAGUUACCCCCAAAAUUACCGUAGGUCCAUACAAUGCAAGUAUUGAGUAUCUACCCAUUUACAAAAGUAAUCCAUAUUACUCCAGUGGGUUGAUAAAAGUAAAUGAUGAAAAUAUUUUUAUUUUUGGAGUGAACUGCACAUUUAAUCAAUACUUAAAACCAUGACUUUCAAUCCAAUAGAUAACAAAUUAAGUGGCAUCUGCAAACAAAUAAAUUCCGAAUAAAUUCUGAGAUUUCCUUAAAAUAUAACUUUUUGAGGCUAUUGUAUUGUAUUGUAUUUACUUUGAAUUGAAUUUGGUGUCAAGGUGAAUCCAUGUGAAGUUCACACAGGUGUACUAGCAGCACUAACAUAGAUGGUUUCAGCAGCAACAACAUAAAUAAGCAGCUUUUGUUGAUCAAACUCAAAGUGCCAGUAAGAUCCGAAUUCUUACCUUCCUAGUAUUGUUAAGGAGUCCCCAGCAACAGGUUUAAUUGCAUGCAAGGCCAAAAAAAACCAAAAUAUAAAUUUAACAUUACCCCAUUUCUCAGAGAGCCCCAAAUGAUUUGUGCAAAGCCGUUUAAAGAUUCUGCCUAAGCCCCACCUGUCGUCAAUCCAAGUAAUAAAACGACGACAGACACUAACAUUUUUAACACUAAUGUAAACACGUAAGCUAACCGGGCCACAGCUAAACAGUAAACAGCAGGGUAACUGCAACAUACGUUAGCCAGCUGCUAGCGCGACUUACCGACAAGACAUUAAGAGUUGAAAACUGACAUCAUCACACAUCAUUCAUCAUUCAUCCAAUGACGCUAACAUUUUAACACCCAUGUCCUGCAAGGAUGUAAGCUAAGCUGGCCACAGAUAACAGUAAACAGUAGUGUAACUACAACAUACAUUAGCCAGCUGCUAGCGGGAAUUAAUAGCCUCUUUCACACAGUAAUCAACAUGAUCUCACAAAGUUCCGUGGGAUAGUCACGGGUUUUUUUGCUAAUUUUUCCGUGGCAUUCUCACGGAUCUCCGCAUUUUUCAGUGGCCCUGCUACGGACUGUCUUUUACCGUGGCAUUCUCACAGAUUGGUUACUCAACUGCUUUUUCUAAUUUUCAAACCAUUUUCGCUUCGGUUUAGGGUUAGAUUUGGUGUUUGCGUUAGGAUUUCACUUUAACUAUUGGUUUUAUACUAUUUUUUCUGAUUUAUUCUUUUAUAUUUUCUAAACUUCAAACAAUUGUCGCCUGGCGUUGGGGUCAGAGUUGUGUUUGGGUAGGGAUGUCAUUAAAAGAUCAGCCUGGUUAUUCUGGUAAAUUACCACAAAUUUACCAGAAUGAAUUUAGCAGUAAAUACAAAAAUGUGCUGUUCACACAUGCAGUGAUGUUCCGUCUUUUUACCAGUAAGACAUCAUUCACACAUCAGUAUCAAAGAAAGCGGAAGUUACCUGUGGCGCGUGGACGGCGAGCUCAGUGUCCUACUUGUAAACAAUGGCAGGUUAUGACUUAAUAUCCACCGUACAUAUUUUGUUGUUUUCACAUCUGUGGCAAAUGUGACGGUCGCGAAGUUGCACAUGACCAAACAACAUUGCAUUAGGCGACGUUAAAUAGAACCGGCUUUCGCACAUUAGACUUCACAGAGGGUUUUCUAAAGACAUCGGCAAUUUGGUAAAUAGAUGGUAAGCUGUUUUAAACAACUUUGGUGAAGAAAUGUGGAUGUUAACUUCAGGUGUGCUCGACUUUUAAGCAGCAUGUGUGGGGAAACAUCUGUAAACAGUGCGGGAGUAAAGCGUCAUCUGUAUAAAAACUUUAUGAUUGGCCCGAAGCUGUCCGUGCGGUCUGACGUCGUCCGUUCUAAAUGCCGGUAAUCCUAUAUUUUUUGUUCACACAUAGCACUUACCGGUUGUGGUUAGGACACGCAUGUUGUUCCAAAUAAAGUGGGUCCUGAACCAUCAUUCAUGGCCAAAAAUUUUGUCAUUUAUUCAUUUUUUAGCAUUUUAUUUAAUUUUUUUUUGUCUGAAAGUGCCCAGAUAUAUUGUAAAUGUGUUAGGUUUAUGGAAGCACAUUGUUAUUUUGGAUUCCCUUCCAACAUCCCAUAAUGUUUGUUGUUCUAAAAACAGUAUUUAAGAAGUAUUUUCCCUACACUUGUAGCAGGUACACAGUUUAUAUAUGCAGUAUAAACAGCCAUUCAUUUGUCAAGAAACUUUUGUCAGGCCAAGAUAUUGAUAAUGUUACACUGAUUGAUCCCUUACACAGCUUUUGUAAAUCCAGUCCUAAGAGUGGGUAAAAUGUUUAACUAUAAACAUGUUUGCCCUGAAGUAUUGCCAUGUAUGCAAACCAAACUCUUCUUAGAAUUAAUUUUGCAAGAUUAUUGUAAACUUGUUGUAGAAAAAUGUAUUAUUCUUGAGUACUGAACAUGCCAUAAGCCAAGAAUGUUUCCAUCAUCUCCUGUGAUGUUUUCUUUGAUGUGUAAUAUUCCAAAAACUAAAAGCACAUACAGUAUAACCAGCCAUUCCAGAAUUUUAUAUGUCUCUGUAAAACAAAUGCUGUCUUUUGACCCACAGACCUGUUAUGACUUUUUACCCCACUGUAACACAUGUAGAUGCUAUUUUAAUUGGAAUAUUUUAAAUUUGAUGGAACUUUCAUUUGUUUUGUUUUGUUUUGUUUUUAUAUUAGCCCCUCCUAAAUUUAUUUUAUAAGAGAUUAUUCUUACCAAAGUCUUGUGUAGAUGUUUUGUAGUCGUCUCUCUCUUCCUUGUUGCUCCAAUGACACGAUUCAUAUUUUUUUGAAUAAUUUACCUUUACAAUAAAAGGAAAUGUGACAAA